CUAUAUGGCCUAAUUAAUACUGCAGACUCAAGAAUGGUGAUCCCUUCACUUUCUCUCUCUCCCUCGCCUUCACUUACAGUAACCACCUUUCUUAUCACACCCAACUUAUACUUUCUGCAUUUCAUCACUAAACGACGUCGCUGCUUCCACAUUAAAAUGUUCACACCGCGUUACAACUAACUAACAGGUACUUGUACUUUUCUUCACUCAAAGCUAUUCUAAUUUUCUCUCUGCUUUGCGUCGCGUUAACACUACACAACACAAUCUAGGAGAUAAUGGAUCAACCGCGAUCGAACAACAUCGAUGAGAAUGUAGGGAUUCCAGACGAUUUACGCUGCAAGAGGUCAGAUGGCAAGCAAUGGAGAUGCACAGCUUUGUCGAUGCCAGAUAAGACAGUGUGUGAGAAGCACUACAUUCAAGCUAAGAAGAGAGCAGCGAAUUCCGCCAUGAGAGCUAACCUUAAAAAAGCUAAGAGUGAUGAUUUCGAUGCUCCACUUUCUACUACUUUUAAUAAUCACCGUUCUUCUUCUUCCUCUGGGAAGAAGUUCUUUGAUAAAGUUUCUAAGAAUCAGUUUCGUUAUACUCCCGAGGGUGCUGCCUCUGCACGUCAUGCUUCCAAUCAUGGUGAUGGUGACGAUUCUCCUGAUGGCGUUGACGUGGAUGUUGAUGUUGACGAUGAUGCCCCUCUCUAUGAAGAGAAUUGGGUCUCCGAUGAUUCGCCUGUUUCUGGCGAUGAUUCUGCUAAGAAAGCGUCGCACAUGAGCCUCGAUCCCAAUGCUACUACUGAAUGUUCUGAUGGAACGUCAGAUUCUUCUCAAGACACCGGAGGGCAGACUUGCCAUCAGUGCAGGAGGAGUUAUCGAAAUAGAGUUACUUGGUGCCUUAGGUGUGAUAGGAGAGGAUACUGUGAUAACUGUAUAUCAACAUGGUAUUCUGACAUUUCGUUGGAUGAACAUCAGAAGACAUGUCCUGCAUGUCGUGGUAUAUGUAAUUGUAAAAUUUGCUUACGCAGUGAUAAUUCAAUAAAGGUUCGGAUACGUGAGAUACCUGUACUGGAUAAGUUACAGUAUCUUCACUUGCUGCUCUCGUCGGUGCUUCCCGUGGUAAAGCAGAUCCAUCGUGAACAAUGUUUUGAAGUUGAACUUGAAAAGAAGUUGCGUGGGGCUGAAAUAGAUCUUCCGAGGACAAAAUUGAAUGCAGAUGAACAAAUGUGCUGCAAUUUAUGUAGGAUACCCAUCACUGAUUAUCACCGACGCUGUCCAAGUUGUUCAUAUGAUUUGUGCCUUAUUUGUUGUCGAGAUCUUCGGGAAGCUACUGUACAUCAGAGUAAAGAACCUCAACUAGAGCAAGCAAAAAAUACUGAUCGAAACAUAUUAAGUAAGUUCCCUCAUUGGAGAUCUAAUGAUAAUGGAAGUAUUCCAUGCCCCCCUAAGGAGUAUGGUGGUUGUGGUUUUUCAUCAUUAAAUUUAAGUCGAAUUUUCAAGAUGAAUUGGGUUGCAAAAUUGGUAAAAAAUGUGGAGGAAAUGGUUAGUGGAUGCAGAAUGAGUGACGCUGAUGGUCCACCAGAAACCGAGUUGAAUGCUCUCAGACUUUGCCAAUAUUCUCAAAGAGAGGCUAGCAAUGAUAAUCAUCUUUAUAAUCCAACAUCUGAAGAUCUCAAAACCGAUGGGAUUGGCAUGUUUAGAAUGCACUGGAAAACUGGUGAACCCAUUAUUGUGAAGCAAGUAUUUGAAAGGUCAUCCAUUUCAAGCUGGGACCCAUUGGUCAUAUGGAGAGGGAUUCUAGAGACAACGGAUGAGAAGAUAAAAAAUGAUAACAGAACGGUUAAGGCCAUAGAUUGCUUAGAUGGAUCUGAGAUUGAUAUUGAGCUCGGUCAGUUCAUGAAAGGAUAUUCUGAGGGGUGUUUUCAUGAAAAUGGUUGGCCACAAUUAUUGAAGCUGAAGGAUUGGCCUUCACCCAGUGCAUCUGAAGAAUUUCUUUUGUACCAAAGACCCGAAUUUAUCAGCAAACUGCCUUUACUUCAGUAUAUUCACUCCAAGUGGGGCCUUCUUAAUGUUGCAGCUAAAUUGCCUCAUUACUCCUUGCAAAAUGAUGUAGGACCCAAGAUCUAUAUAUCUUAUGGGAUUAGUGAUGAACUUGGCAGAGGUGAUUCUGUGACAAAACUCCACUUCAAUAUGCGUGACAUGGUUUACCUUUUGGUCCAUACAAGUGAAGUGAAGUUGAAGGAUUGGCAGAGAACUGAAGUUGAAAUGAUGCAAAAAACUUAUAAGGAAUCUGAGGCGAAAGAAUCUCACGGGGAUCCACAAAUAUGUUCUAAAGGGAGUUCACUUGAUUCAUCCCUUUGUACAAAAAUUAAUGGACUAGAUUUGGAAUCAGAUCAGAAAGAUUUUACUAUGGAUCAAGGAUUUGAAAUUUAUUCUGGCGCAGACGGGAAUAUGGUCAAUUGUGACCUUCCAUUAAGACAAAAUGGAGACGACUCUGAGAAAACACAUCCUGGAGUUCUUUGGGAUGUCUUUCGUCGGAAGGAUGUUUCAAAGGUGACUGAAUAUUUGAAAAUGCAUUGGAAGGAAUUUGAGAAGUCAGAUGAUACAGUAAGUGAAUUUGUUACAUGGCCUCUUUAUGAUGGAGCUAUUUUUCUUGACAGACACCAUAAAAGAAAGUUGAAGGAAGAAUUUGGAGUGGAGCCGUGGUCAUUUGAACAGAAUUUGGGGGAAGCUAUAUUUGUUCCUGCUGGGUGCCCUUUUCAAGCAAGAAAUGUUCAGUCCACUGUUCAGUUGGGCCUUGAUUUCUUGUCUCCUGAAAGCCUGGGGGAAGCUGUAAGAUUGGCAGAGGAAGUUCGCUGUCUACCUAAUGAACAUGAAGCAAAACAUCAAGUUUUGGAGGUUGGGAAGAUAUCUCUUUAUGCAGCAAGUUCAGCAAUCAAAGAAGUUCAGAAACUCGUUCUUGACCCGAAACUUGGCGGAGAGAUCGGAUAUGGAGACCCUAAUUUGACUGCAAUGGUUUCUGAGAAUUAUGAGAAGAUGUCUAAGCGGAGGCAGAUUACUUGUGCUUGAACAUCCAUCACAUUUAGCUCUGCCUCGAUUCAGGAAAGUGGUUAUGUAUAGUAAAUGUAUUUUGAGCAGUAUUUUACAGGCUGGUGGGUGGUAUGUUUCAGUGUAGUAGGUCAAAUACGUAGAUAAUUGUUUAAUGUGUAUAAAAGUUACGGACAUUAGAGAUAGAGAAUAUGUAAUGAGAGAUUCCAGAUGUGUAUUUAAUUUCAAAAAGUGGAAUAGAAACAUGUAAUAUAAACAAAGUCACAAAUUUGUUUCUAUUUGCC
This is a messenger RNA of Cicer arietinum (chickpea), 3316 nucleotides long. RefSeq names its product E3 ubiquitin-protein ligase JMJ24. NCBI's taxonomy places the organism in Eukaryota, Viridiplantae, Streptophyta, Magnoliopsida, Fabales, Fabaceae. Gene Ontology annotation, cellular component: chromatin; histone deacetylase complex. Gene Ontology annotation, molecular function: chromatin DNA binding; transcription coregulator activity; histone H3K9 demethylase activity. The record is from RefSeq and is a predicted model, not a curated record. Gene Ontology annotation, biological process: regulation of transcription by RNA polymerase II.